This is a messenger RNA of Hippopotamus amphibius kiboko, 435 nucleotides long. Its product is annotated as putative Polycomb group protein ASXL3. Gene Ontology annotation, biological process: positive regulation of transcription by RNA polymerase II; animal organ morphogenesis. Gene Ontology annotation, molecular function: chromatin binding; peroxisome proliferator activated receptor binding. The record is from RefSeq and is a predicted model, not a curated record. The transcript has a single exon. Gene Ontology annotation, cellular component: PR-DUB complex. The coding region runs from base 1 to 435 and encodes 144 amino acids. Lineage: Eukaryota; Metazoa; Chordata; Mammalia; Artiodactyla; Hippopotamidae.
AUGAAAGACAAGAGGAAGAAGAAGGACCGCACCUGGGCCGAGGCUGCCCACCUGGCACUAGAAAAACACCCCAACUCACCAAUGACAGCAAAGCAGAUAUUGGAAGUCAUUCAGAAAGAAGGGUUAAAAGAAACAAGAAGUGGAACUUCUCCUUUAGUCUGUCUGAAUGCAAUGCUUCACACUAACAGUCGAAUAGGGGAUGGAACGUUCUUCAAAAUCCCUGGAAAGUCAGGCCUCUAUGCUCUCAAAAAAGAGGAGUCGCCAUGCUCCGCUGAUGGAACACUGGAUUUAGGCUGUGAGUCUGAACUGGAUGGCCCAGAGAUGGCGGAGGCCGCUGCCAGUGGGGAAGGAAGUGGAGGUGGGUUGCUGUAUUUCUGUGUCGAUGUUUCAGGAACUUGCUGCAGUGUAGAAGAUCGCAGGUGUGGUGUGAUAUAA